AUGAGCGGGAAGCCGGGGGGGGAUCUCAGAGCGUGGCGAUUCGAAAUUAGACACAACGGAGUACGCCUAGCAGAAAACACGCUAACUUCAAACUCGACGCUAGAUAGAGUCAUUCUCUGGGGGGUUUCGUGUGGGCGGGAUAAUGUGGGGUUAAAAAGGGGGGGGUGGGGGGGGGGGGGGGGGGGGGGGGGGGGGGGGGGGGAGGGGGGGGGGGGGGAAGGGGGGCAUAUACCUUAA
Dicrocoelium dendriticum is the source of this 237-nucleotide messenger RNA. Lineage: Eukaryota; Metazoa; Platyhelminthes; Trematoda; Plagiorchiida; Dicrocoeliidae. The record is from the annotation of a GenBank genome assembly.